CGCGCGGCGCCGGCGCCUUCUCCUCUCCGCUCCGGGCUGCAGCGCUCCUGACGGGCGGGCGGGCGGGCGGCACCGGAGCGGGCGGACUGGGACCUCCGGGGCGGCGGGAUGGCGGCGGCGGCGACGUGUGCGCCCCCGGCCAGGCCCAGCCUGACAUCCAUCUCGUCGGGGGAGCUGCGCAGCUUGUGGACGUGCGACUGCGAGCUGGCGCUGCUGCCCGUGGCCCAGCUGCUGCGCCUGCUGCCCGGCGCCCUCCAGCUGCGCGGGGACCAGCUCGCGGUGCCCGGGUCCGGGGAGCCGGCUGCCACCAGCGGGGGCUUCAACGUCUUCGCCGACGGUCUCGUGCGCAUGGACGGGCAGCUCUGCCGCCUCGGCCGCUACAUCAAGAGGUAUGUGGAACUGACCAACUACUGUGAUUAUAAGGACUACAGGGAGACUAUACUGAGCAAACCGAUGCUGUUCUUUAUUAAUGUACAGACCAGAAAAGACAUCUCAAAAGAAAGAACAUAUGCCUUCCUUGUGAACACAAGGCACCCUAAGAUAAGAAGACAGAUAGAGCAAGGGAUGGACAUGGUCAUUUCCUCAGUGAUUGGAGAAAGCUACCGGCUCCAGUUUGAUUUUCAAGAAGCAGUAAAGAAUUAUUUCCCUCCAGGAAAUGAGGUGGUUAAUGGAGAAAAUUUGAGCUUUGCCUAUGAAUUCAAAGCUGAUGCAUUAUUUGAUUUCUUCUAUUGGUUUGGGCUCAGCAAUUCCACUGUAAAGGUGAAUGGAAAAGUUCUGAAUUUGUCAAGUACAAGACCAGAAAAGAAGGAGACAAUUAAAUUAUUUCUGGAAAAAAUGAGUGAACCAUUAAUUCGAAGGAGCAGUUUCUCUGACCGAAAAUUCAGUGUAACUUCUAGAGGUUCAGUAGAUGACGUUUUUAACUGCAGUCUGUCACCCAGAUCAUCUUUGACGGAGCCUCUUUUGGCAGAAUUACCGUUUCCAAGUGUUCUGGAAUCUGAAGAGACACCUAACCAAUUUCUCUGAUUGGACUGAACAUGGUCUAGUUCCUCCUACACUCCAGGCCAACUGAAGGUUGAGGGGAGGAGGGAAGAUGUGGGAGGCAGGCCUUCCACCCUCUGGUCCACCCCUCUGCUCCUCCAAGCAAGUGCUCCUCUCACAUUUCCCUGGGUGCUGCCUUGCCCUGGCAGGCUCCAUAUAGCUGACUUCAGGAUGGGAGGGCACUGCCCUCAUGGCUGGGUAUCCCCUCCUGAACACUUGUCCAAAGAGGCAGAGGGACCGGCGGGGUCCUGCCACCCUGAGUGCUUUGUGUAGGACCUUGGCGCCCAGAGGGUUUCUUUGGCAGUCUCUGUAGGACCAGUCUGACUUGGGCAUUGACCAUGAUGCUUCAUAAAUCACGGUUUGGCCCUCUGCUUGGGACACCCUUGUCUGAACCCGAACCUAGCCAGCACAGCAUUGGUUGUUCUAUUCUUUUGCAAACUUGGCUGGGCACCUUUCACUGGAAGGCAAGUGUGUUUCUCAUCCUGCCUUUAGGAGAACCAUUCUAGGUAAAGUUUGCUGGCGAUUAGCCAGGUUGGCAGGAUGGCAGCCCUGCCACCUGCUGCCUAAAAUUUGAACUCCCUUGGCCUCCCUCUUAACAAAGCAACCCGUGUAGAAAGAGGCCAGGUGAUGUGCAACAAAACAAUGACAGGGGAAGGAUCAUGAUUCCAUGAGUGUCCUCUUUCUACACAAAUGAUAUGAAAGCACAUUAUGUCAGUUGGGUAUUUUUUUUUUUUUACUUUUUUAUUGAAUUUAUGAGGGUGACAUUGGUUAAUAAAAUGAUAUAGGUUUCAGGUGUACAAUUCUAAUAUACAUCAUCUGUAUAUUGUAUUGUGUGUUUACCACUCUCCAAGUCAAGUUUCCUUCCAUCACCAUUUAUCCCCCUUACACCAGUAGGGUAUUUUAAAUAAGCCUUUAGCAAUCCUAACACUAAAAGCAAAAUAAAAGAAAGCUACAACAUUACCACAAUACAUUGUUACAUCAAUCCAUUUCUCACCUAUAGCUACAAUGGAAUUCUUCAAAAAAGAAAAAAAAUCCUAUCUAUAUAUAAAAGCUAAUUGAGUAAAUCACUCCAUAUGCUUAUAAUGAGAAAGGCUUAUGAAUCCCAAGUAUACUUUUUCUAUCCUUGAAAAAAAAGUCCUUGUAUUUCAAUAGCAUUACCAAUUGUCUUUUUUUAUAUUUGAAAUGUUAUGUACUAUCUUUGUGCAAUUAAAACUUUCUUAUAAUUCAA
This is a messenger RNA of Eptesicus fuscus (big brown bat), 2266 nucleotides long. RefSeq names its product mesenteric estrogen dependent adipogenesis (gene MEDAG). The coding region runs from base 109 to 1023 and encodes 304 amino acids. NCBI's taxonomy places the organism in Eukaryota, Metazoa, Chordata, Mammalia, Chiroptera, Vespertilionidae. Gene Ontology annotation, cellular component: cytoplasm. The record is from RefSeq and is a predicted model, not a curated record. The transcript has 5 exons.